AUGGAUAAAUCCGUGUCGUUGCUCGUCAUGCACAUCCUUGAUUUUUGGUUCCAUUUGGUACCUCUACUUAAGGUCACGGUGACGGACAAGGCGUGGAUGCAGGAGCCUCCUGAUGAUUCAGCCAAGUUGCAGAGCAGCUGGUUACUUACUCCUGACAUCGUCACCACGACCCCCACCACACUGUGCAUGCACAACGCAGCCGUCUAUCAGGACCAGAGCGAUGCGACGUUGUCGUUUAAACAAUAA
Molecule: messenger RNA, 246 nt
Organism: Mesocestoides corti
Lineage: Eukaryota; Metazoa; Platyhelminthes; Cestoda; Cyclophyllidea; Mesocestoididae
Source: the annotation of a GenBank genome assembly